UAUAACUAUCCACAAUGGCCCCACCAAAAGCUGAAAAGAAGCCUGCCUCUAAAGCCCCAGCUGAAAAGAAGCCAGCUGCUAAGAAGACUGCCUCUUCUACCGACGCUAAGAAGAGAACCAAGACCAGAAAGGAAACUUACUCUUCGUACAUCUACAAGGUCUUGAAGCAAACUCACCCAGACACCGGUAUUUCUCAAAAGGCCAUGUCCAUCAUGAACUCCUUUGUUAACGAUAUCUUUGAAAGAAUCGCUUCCGAAGCUUCCAAGUUGGCUGCCUACAACAAGAAGUCCACCAUCUCUGCCAGAGAAAUCCAAACUGCCGUUAGAUUGAUCUUGCCAGGUGAAUUGGCUAAGCACGCUGUUUCUGAAGGAACUAGAGCUGUCACCAAAUACUCUUCUGCUUCCAACUAGGCGGACUAGUGUUUCAAUUCUUUUUCUUCAUCGUAUUUUUAAUGUUUGUAUAGGUUGAGUGUAUAUUAGUCUUAAUGAAAGGAAUAGUUAUUAU
Molecule: messenger RNA, 504 nt
Organism: Scheffersomyces stipitis CBS 6054
Lineage: Eukaryota; Fungi; Ascomycota; Pichiomycetes; Serinales; Debaryomycetaceae
Exons: 1
Coding region: 15-410 (131 amino acids)
Biological process (GO): nucleosome assembly
Cellular component (GO): nucleosome
Molecular function (GO): protein heterodimerization activity; DNA binding; structural constituent of chromatin
Source: RefSeq, a predicted model, not a curated record